Messenger RNA from Leucoraja erinaceus (little skate), 5380 nucleotides. RefSeq names its product ubiquitin specific peptidase 33 (gene usp33). Gene Ontology annotation, biological process: protein deubiquitination. NCBI's taxonomy places the organism in Eukaryota, Metazoa, Chordata, Chondrichthyes, Rajiformes, Rajidae. The transcript is spliced from 24 exons. Gene Ontology annotation, molecular function: cysteine-type deubiquitinase activity; zinc ion binding. The coding region runs from base 162 to 2780 and encodes 872 amino acids. The record is from RefSeq and is a predicted model, not a curated record.
UGGGUGGGGCUCCGGGUGAGUGAGUGACGGGCGCGGCGGCGGCGGCGGUGGCGGUGACCGGGUGACGGUUUGCACUGGAGUGAGCGGCGGCGGCGGCGGGUCGUCGAGCGGGGCCCGGGUAGUGCUGCAUCCCAAAGUGGCAGGAAGGUAUUGCUGUGAAGAUGUCGCAUCUCAGCGAUUGCAUUCACUUGGAAUCCGUGGGCGAAGUGACGAAAGACGAACUGAUUGAGAAGUCUCAUGGCACUUGUCAAGAUUGUAAAGUUGGUGGUCCAAACCUCUGGGCAUGUUUGGAGAAUGGCUGUUCCUAUGUCGGAUGUGGAGAAUCCCAUUCGGAUCACAGCACUCUCCAUUCCCAGGAGACCAUGCACAAUCUCACUGUAAACCUCACCACCCUGCGAGUUUGGUGUUACGCGUGUGGCAAAGAAGUAUUUUUGGAGAGGAAACUUGGACCCCUACCAGUACAGCAUACAAGAAUACUUAAAGUCCCCGAACACCCGGACUCCUCUCCCGAGCCGUCACCAAAGGAUCGUAACACGAUAGCAGGAAGUUAUCUCGACCCAGAAGCUGAAUAUGACGACAUCAGGAAUAGAGGUCUCACUGGUUUGAAAAACAUUGGAAACACUUGCUAUUUGAAUGCUGCUCUUCAGGCCCUUUCCAACUGCCCGCCCUUAACUUUGUUUUUCCUUGAAUGUGGAGGCUUGGUGCAGACGGACAAAAAACCAGCCUUGUCGAAAAGCUACCAGAAGCUGAUGGCAGAAAUCUGGCACAAAAAUCGCCCGAGCUAUGUUGUGCCUACAAGCCUAUUCCAGGGGAUUAAAACUGUGAAUCCAAUGUUUCGUGGGUAUUCCCAACAGGAUGCCCAAGAAUUUUUGCGCUGUUUGAUGGAUCAACUUCAUGAAGAACUAAAGGAACAAGUUGCGGAGCAGAUUGCAGAGUCCCAAUGUAUAACCAUGAUCGAGCAAAUGGAAGAAGAAAACUCGUCAGAUAAUGAAUUUCAGUCUUGCGAUUCGUGCGCUGGUAGCGAUAAAGCUGAUGGCGAGAGCAACCUGAAGAUGAUGACUGAAGAUCAGGGGGGAGAGCUGCUGAUGCACGAGGAACUGAAGAAUCACGCUCCCACUAAAGUCCGGUCACAAGAGAGAAGUUUGCUGCAUAAACUUUACAACCACAGCACGGGAGACGACUUGGAUAAAGACAUGGAUACUUCCACAGAGGUUAUCACAGAUGUGUCAAUGCACAAUUCGUCGACACCUAACAGUCCUAUGCUGAAUGAGGCAAAUUCAAGGUUGUCCAGCAGCCCACCGCGAUCUACUUCAGUGUGGGGAGGUCUUGUUUCCUCACACAAAAAAGUUACCUCUUUUGUACCGCUUAAAAAAAGAAAACAAGCAAAGUACAAAAGUGUUAUCUCUGACGUCUUUGACGGUACCAUUGUGAGUUCGGUGCAGUGUUUGACUUGUGAUCGGGUGUCCACCACUCUGGAGACAUUUCAAGAUCUGUCCCUGCCUAUCCCGGGUAAAGAAGAUUUGGCCAAGCUUCAUUCUUCAAGUCACCAAAUGUCCUUGGUGAAAGCAGGGUCAUGUGGUGAGGCCUAUGCUCCACAAGGCUGGAUCGCGUACGUCAUGGAAUACAUCAAGAGUUGGUUCUGGGGCCCUGUUGUAUCUUUGCAGGACUGCUUGGCUGCCUUUUUCGCCAGAGAUGAGCUCAAGGGUGACAACAUGUACAGCUGUGAAAAGUGUAAAAAGUUGAGAAAUGGGGUGAAAUUCUGCAAAGUGCUGGUGUUGCCAGAGAUUUUGUGCAUUCACUUGAAGAGGUUCAGGCACGAACUCAUGUUCUCCACCAAAAUCAACAACCAUGUGUCAUUUCCAUUGGAAGGACUUGACCUUCAACCUUUCCUCGCUAAAGACAGCCCUUCUCAAAUCACAACCUAUGAACUUUUAUCUGUUAUCUGUCAUCAUGGUACCGCAAGUUGUGGCCACUACACGGCUUUUUGCCUAAAUGACCUGAACGAUCGAUGGUACGAAUUUGACGACCAAUCUGUAACGGAGGUGUCUCAGUCGACUGUGCAGAACGCAGAGGCUUAUGUGCUCUUCUACAGGAAGAGCAGCGACGAGAUGCAGAAGGAAAGGCAGCGAGUAACGCAUCUGCUGAAUAUGAUGGAGCCAAGUCUGCUCCAGUUCUACAUCUCGCGUCAGUGGCUGAACAAAUUCAAGACGUUUGCAGAGCCCGGGCCCAUUAGCAAUAAAGAGUUCCUCUGUGUCCAUGGAGGUGUUCCCCCUCGGAAAGCCAGUUACAUAGACGACCUGGUCGUGAUGCUGCCUCAGAAUGUAUGGGACUAUUUGUACAGCAGGUUUGGAGGGGGUCCAGCUGUUAACCAUCUCUACACCUGUCAACACUGUCAGAUUGAGAUUGAAAAGCUUGAAAAGAGAAGGAAGAUGGAACUGGAAAUGUUUGUGCGGUUAAACAAAGCUUUCCAAGAAGAAGAAUCGCCCUCUGUUAUCUACUGCAUUAGCAUGCAGUGGUUCAGAGAAUGGGAAGGAUUUGUCAAGGGCAAGGAGCAUGAGCAUCCUGGUCCAAUUGAUAACACUAAGAUCGCCAUUGGCAAGAGCAACCACCUCUCUUUAAAGCAAGGAGCAGAUUCCGGCCAAAUUUCCGAGGAGACGUGGAAUUUUCUGCACUCGAUCUACGGAGGGGGCCCGGAGAUCGCUCUGAGACAGAAUGUCGUCCACCAGGAUACGUCUUCCGCAGAAGAAAAAAACGAGGUUGAAAUCCGUCCAGUCCAAUAAUGGUUAAAGCAAAUAUUUAGGAACUGAAACUGAGAUGAAUAAUUUGCUGAAUUGUGAGCAUUCCAGGAUGUGAGAUAUUUUCCAAAUCUAAUUCUUGCAGUGGCAUUAACAGUACGUGUUUAGAGACAAUCACAAAGUCAUCCCUGUUUUUGUAAAGUAGUUUGACGUAUGUUUCUGGUCUGCCUGUAAACUGAGAGAUGAUUGUGUUUUCUGGAUGGUAUCUGAUGUAGAUUUGGUCUGUGAAUGGCCCACGCACUGAAAGUGUACAAGUAUGAAGCAAAACGCUUAUAUUAAGUCGACUCAGGAAAGCACUGAUUAUUUGUUUCUUUGCACUGCACUGUGGAUGAAAAAUGUAAAAUUGCAAAUGCCUUGUCCUUGCUAUUGUGAGCAGGUAAAGGAAUAUUCUUGAGAGCUCGCAAAAAUGAUGCACAUGAGUCUGUGUAAUAUGUAGGUCAGGUUAACCCCGUGUGUACAUUCACACAAGUUAGAGCAUCUUGCAAAGAAAGCUCUUGAGCACAACAUGUUAUAUUGCCAUUACUGGAAAUACCUAAUUUCCCGUCUCUGCCUAUUCCCAAUUCAUAUUGAAGGUCAACAAUAUGGGUGGCAUAGCGGUAGAGUUGCUGCCUUACAGCACCAGAGACCCUGGUUCGAUCCUGACAUGGGGUCUGUACGGAGCUUCUACGUUCUCCCCGUGACCGCAUGGGUUUUCACCGUGCGAUCCGGUUCCAAAGACGUGCUGGUUUGUAGGUACAUUGGCUUGGUGUAAGUGUAAAAUUGUCCCGAGCGUGUGUAGGAUAAUGUUAAUGUGCGGGGAUCGCUGGUCGGCACGGAAUUGAUGGGCCUCGUCAGAGUUUUGGACUCCUUCAGAGUUUUGAAUUAACUGUGGGAAGGCCAAGAGUGCUGCAUUGUUGGAUGUGCUAUCAAAGUGCCCUGGUCCUCUGGGCAAGCGAUCAGUGCUAGGCCACAACGUCUCAGCGCUGUCCUGUCUCUGCUCUGCACUGCUGAGGAGGAUUUCACACAGACUCCAUCGACAGCAAUGUAAUCUUGACCCAACCAGCUACACUAAACCCAGGUCGGUGUUUGUGUUUAAUCUGCUCAAGACUGCAUUAUUGGAAAAAAAAACUAGUUUGCCAUAGCAAAGGAUUUGUGGAGGAGAGAGGAAACAUAAUGGUUGUUUUUCUUUCCUCUGCUGCAUAUUUAAUUUAGUUUAGAUACAGCGCGCGGAAACAUAGAAACAUAGAAAAUAGGUGCAGGAGUAGGCCAUUCGGCCCUUCGAACCUGCACCGCCAUUCAAUAUGAUCAUGGCUGAUCAUCCAACUCAGUAUCCUGUAAACAGCCCUUCGGCCCUUCGUACCCCCGAGUCCGCGCAGACCACCGAUCCCCGCACACUAACACUAUCCUACAUACAUCAGGGACAAUUUACACAUACACCAAGCCAAUUAACCUACAAACCUGUACGUUUUUGGAGCGCGGGAGGCACCCGUAGUCGGGAUCGAAUCCAGGUUUCCGGCACUGUAAGGCAGCAACUCUAUCGCUGCGCCACCCAUACUGUUGCUGAAAUUUCCCUUCCCCCUUUAUGUUGGUUUGUAAGAUUACAAAAUGUGCACACAGUUUAGUUUAGUUUGGAGAUACAGCAAGCGAACAGGCCCUUCGGCCCACCGAGUACUCGCCGACCAGUGAUCCCCGCACACUUACACUAUCCCACGCACAUUAGGGACAACUUGCGAUUACACCAAGCCAAUUAGCCUACAAACUUGUACAUCUUUGGAGUGCUUUCAGCGACAUCUGUGAACAUGUAUAAAACAAAAUGGCCAGCUGGUCCGUAAAGCUUGCCAACACUCAUCGAUGGAGCUACCAGGCUGGAAUUCCCACCUCUUGCCAGCUCUCUCCAGCAGAAUAGUUUUAUCCGUUAGCCCAUGGAUUUUGUACUCAAGAAGGUGAAAACUGGUGCACUAACCUUUCCAUUGUGAUGGAUUUCGGGUGGCGCAGCGGUAGAGUUGCUGCCUUACAGCGCCAGAGACCUCAGUUUGAGUCUGACUUUGUGUGCUGUCUGUGCGGAGUUUGUACGUUCUCCCCGUGAUCUGGGUUUUUUCUCCGGGUGCUCCGGUUUCCUCCCACGCUCCAAAGACGUACAGGUUUGUAGGCUAAUUGGCUUCGGUAAAAUUUGUAAAUUGUUUAAGACAGUGUUGGUGUGCGGGGAUCGCUGGUUGGCGCGGACUAGGUGGGCUGAAGGGCCUGUUUCCGCAGUACAUCUCUAAGCUAAACUUAAACUAAACUUAGAUUCGGACUCAGAUGCAUGAUUCUUGGCAGUUUUCUCAGGACUAUUCCACUAAAAAUGCAGGUGUUUCUUCUCCAGGCAAAAAUGAUGUAGCUGAUGCAAAAAUGAUAUUGAAGCACGUUAGACUGACUAAUUACUCUUGUGUAACAACCUUGAGUUGAUCAAUUAAAUACCAGUCUCCUUAGCAUGUGCCUCAAAGGAAUGCUCCAUAAAUGUAAAAGAAUGUGUUAGUGGGUAUGUGACUCUUCUCUUUCCAACAGGUUUAUCCCUUGAGUGUUUUUGUAUUAAUUUAUUUUUUAAAAUGCGCAUAUAAAUCUCAACU